Molecule: messenger RNA, 2584 nt
Organism: Ostrinia nubilalis (European corn borer)
Lineage: Eukaryota; Metazoa; Arthropoda; Insecta; Lepidoptera; Crambidae
Product: L-threonine ammonia-lyase
Exons: 10
Coding region: 215-1549 (444 amino acids)
Biological process (GO): L-serine catabolic process; L-threonine catabolic process
Molecular function (GO): threonine deaminase activity; L-serine ammonia-lyase activity
Source: RefSeq, a predicted model, not a curated record
GCUUGCAAAGCGCAAACAUAAACAAAGCACGCGCGCUCAGCUAGGCUAGUGUAGACAAAAGAUAUUAAAACAAAACAAAAUUCGUUCAAAAUAAACGAUAAUUUGCGUAGUUGAUACAAUCAUUUUAGCACAUGGUUAUCAGAGUAUAAAAACAACAUUCAUAACGCAUAUCGACGUGAAAUCGUUCGGUUUAUUCAGAGAGUCCUAAGUAAAAAUGGAGCUGUAUAAGUGUGAUAUUUCGACGGUAGAGUUCGACCCGAUGUGCGACAAAGAGAAUCCUCAGAGGAUAUCAUUUGAGGAUGUCUCGGCUGCAGCCUUUCGGAUACAAAGUGGGAUCGUCAAAACGCCAUGCGUGAAAUCCCAUAUGUCGUCCUCCUUCGGUAUGGAUGUGUACCUCAAAAAUGAUUUCCUACAACAUACAGGAAGUUUCAAAGAGCGAGGUGCCCGCAACGCCUUGCUUCUGCUCUCGAAGGAGGUGAAAGAGCGCGGCGUGAUCUCGGCCUCGCUGGGCAACCACUCGCAGGCGAUCAGUUUCCACGCCAACCAGCUGGACAUACCUGCCACCGUGGUCAUGCCCAACGUGGCGCCCAUCAUGAAGAUACAGAAGUGCCGCUCCUACGGCGCCAACGUCAUCAUCCACGGCUACGACAUGAAGGAAGCCAAGUACCACGCUAUGACCUUGGCUAAGGAGAAGGACCUCACUUACAUCAACGGCUACGACCACCCGCACAUCAUGGCAGGACAGGGCACGGUGGGGCUGGAGAUCGUGUCGCAGGUGCCCGGCGUGGACGCCGUGCUGGUGCCCGUCGGCGGCGGCGGGCUGCUGGCCGGCGUCGCCACCGCCAUCAAGCACCUCAAGCCCCAAGUCUUGAUUUAUGGCGUGGAAACUGAAAAAUGUCCCAGUAUGAAGCUGGCGAUAAAAUGUGAAGAGCCAACGAGUGUCGAUAUUCGGUCCACACUGGCAGAUGGUCUGGCGGUGCCCACGGUGGGGUAUAACGCAUACCGCACUGCAAAGGACCUUAUUGAUCGAAUGAUCACAGUAAACGAAGACUGGAUCGCGCGCGCCAUCCUGCGGCUAGUGGAGCAAGAGAAGUACGUGGUGGAGGGCGGCGGCGCCGUCGGCGUGGCCGCCAUCAUGGCCGGCCUGGUGCCCGAGCUCGCCGGGAAGAAAGUGGUGUGCAUCCUCUCCGGUGGUAACAUCGACACGACGAUCCUGGGCCGCUGCCUGGAGCGCGGGCUGGCGGCGGAGCAGCGGCUGGUCAAGUUCAAGGUGACGGUGAGCGACCGGCCCGGCGGCAUCGCGGAGCUGUGCAAGCUCAUCGCCUCCAUCGGCGUGUCCAUCAAGGACAUCAUGCAGGAGCGCGCCUGGGUCUACGGGGACAUCUUCAGCGUCCGGGUGAAAGUGGUGUGCGAGACACGCGGCCCCGAGCACCUGGAGCAGCUGCGCGAGAUGAUCGCCAGCUCCUACCGCGAGUUCUACUUCACGGGCGAGGCCGACUACUACGCGCGCCGCCAGAGCCUCUUCUCGCUCGACGACGUGUCGCAUUAGCAUUAGAUGACCACUGAGCCCCGAUUACGGUAAUUUUUAACGUCUCCAAUCCAGACACGCUUCUCGAUUCUGCGAUACGAUUGGUCGUUUAACAGCGUACGUCAGCUGUUUUGACCAAUCGUAUCGCAGAAUCAGAAGCGCGUCUGGAUUGGAGACGUUAAAAAUUACCGUAAUCGGGGCUCUGAACUGUCCUACCAAACUCAUUGACAGAGGGGCGCCACCAUCGUUCAACUAUACAGUGUACACAUAUUAUUAUUAUGGGGGCAUUUUUGUCGAUAAAAUUGACAUAAUAACAUCACCUUAAAUUAUCGCUAGCCCUAUCCCAAACACACUAUAUAUAGAUUCCAACAUGGAAAAAUCGGACUACAAGGAGAGAACAAGAGAGAAGAAAGAAAUUAUUUAUUUGGGUCAUACGCUCAUGUCCGUCUAAAAACAGCCUUGAUAUUUAUACACUACACGGGGAGAACAAGAGAGGAGAAAGAAAUUGUUUAUUUGGGUCAUACGACAUAAUGCGCUCAUAUCCGUUUAUCAAAACGACAAACGGUUCGGGCACAGGUUCGGGUUUCGAUGGGUAACAUUUAUGCAGAUGAAUCUCGCCACUUGAAAUUAGGUAACAGAUUAAUAUUAUGAAGUAAGUUACAGGGUCGGUGCGCUUAGGGUAGAGCCCACUACUAUUAAAAUAAACUACAUGUAAAAACCUUAUGAUAGUCUAAAUAUUAUACUAUUGAUUAUAUAAAUAUAUACAUACCUACUCACAAUUACUAUUUUACAAUAGUUUUUAAUAAUAAAGAUAGCAUUUUCAGAUUAGAAAACUUUUACAAAUUACGCGAUUGUAGAUAAACGCGUUGAUGUCUUUUAUAUGGCACUACGAAUUAUUAAUGAUUUUUUUGAACAGUGUCAGAAAAAAUAAUAUAUCCUAACAAUGUUUGUUAAGUUAGAUCAACUAGCUUUUUCUAUGUCGAUACAAUACUCGAUGUUAUAAAUAUACAAUUAUAAUAAUAUCUGCUGUGAUAAUAAUAAAAGGUAAUUAAAGAA